AUGGGUCGCUCAAAGAGGGUCGAUGGUUCCAACCUAUCUUCGGAAACCUUGGACAGUUUGCGCAGCAGCAUUAAAGGCAAAGUGGUAGUAAAGGGACAAUCACCCGAAGAAGAAUACCGACCCCUUCUCGAGCGAUGGAAUCGAAUGCAUAUCAAGGAGGCUAAUAUCAUCGUCCUUCCGGAAUCCGAAGAAGACGUAUCUGCCACUGUCAAAUUUGUCGCAGAGCAUAACCUCGAUGUUGCAAUUGCUUCGGGAAGACAUACUUACUCCGGCCCGAGUUCGGGUUAUGGGUUGAUCAUUGACAUGAGGAAUCUACGCAAAGUUAGUGUCGAUGCGGAGAAAAUGGUCGCCGUCGCACAAGGAGGCUCGCUCGCUGGUGAUAUUGAAUCAGCAGCUGAGGCUGUGGGACUUCGUCCUGUUAUGGGUGCGGUAAAUGCCACCGGAUGUGGUGGUAUUACUACUGGAGGCGGUAUUGGGAAUUUGUCUGCCCAAUAUGGACUCGUGGCUGAUAACCUACUCGCUGCUCGUGUCGCAUUGGCCGACGGAAGUAUUGUGAUUGCGUCCGAAGAAGAGAAUCAAGAUCUCUUCUGGGGCAUUCGAGGUGGCGGCAGUAAUUUUGGCUUAGUCACCGAAUUUACAUACAAACUUCACAAAGCUGAUCCCCAGGUUUACUCCGGAUUCUUCAUGUUCCCUCCAGACAAAGUCGAUGCUUACUUAGAGCUCAUGAAUGUCAUGCACCAGGAUUAUGUCAUGAAAUCCAAUGGCAAAUUCGCAUGCAAUGGGUUCACGGCAAUAAUGGGAGGCAACCCUAUCCCUGGUUUCCUCGUCUGGUACGACGGUCCUGAAGAAGAGGGCAAGAAGUAUAUCCAGCCUCUUCUCGACUUAGGUCCUAUCUACCCAGGGAGCGGGGCUGAAAUGAAGUGCCACACCGAAACCACAGAUUGGAAGCAGUUCGAGAAGAUGUUCCCACCUCAAUUUAACAGACUCGUCGGGACAUCUACUCAAAUUAGCUACCCACUCUCCGUUGAUAUUCUCAAAAGGACGGUCCAAAAGUUUAAGGAGGUAGUCGCUACACGCCCAGAGAACCUUUCCGUCUCGAAACUACUUUUUGAUCUCCGGGAUUACUCAAAGGUUGCAUCUGUUCCCCUUGAUGCUACCGCGUAUGCAAAUAGACGAGAAGGGUGCUUAAUCGGAGUUGAUUUCAUUUGGGAUAAAGAGGAACUCGACAAGGAGAUGAUGCAGGUCACCAAGGAUUUUAUUGCAGAGGUUCGCGAUUGGAUCAAACAGGAUAACGAACAGAAGGGAAUAGCUGAUGUUGGGGCUCAUGUCGCUGCGACUACCUUAUACGCUCUCGUGAGCGAUGGAGAUGAGAAGUUGGUGUCGGUGUUCGGCCCAAACCUUGGGAGAAUGAAGGAAUUGAAGAAAAAAUAUGAUCCGGGCAUGAUGUGGGACAAAUGGUAUCCUGUGGACCCCGAAGUUUAA
Messenger RNA from Orbilia oligospora ATCC 24927, 1482 nucleotides. RefSeq lists its product as uncharacterized. Gene Ontology annotation, molecular function: FAD binding. Lineage: Eukaryota; Fungi; Ascomycota; Orbiliomycetes; Orbiliales; Orbiliaceae. The record is from RefSeq and is a predicted model, not a curated record. Bases 1 to 1482 code for a protein of 493 amino acids. The transcript has 2 exons.